CCUCAAAUCAGUUUGGUCACGGUUACAGGGGGAACGAUUGUUAGUCGGUUCCUAUACGGACAGGAUUUGAGGCCGUACGGGGUUUUGUUUCUGAGCGUCGGCUCUCGGGCUGAAGUACCUGAACCAACUGAAAAAUGAAUUCCGGUCUUAUCUUGCUGUGUGUGCCCGGCACCAAUUUGUAUCUACCGCUGCAUCCUGAGAUUCCACCGCAAGGAUUUCUGCAGAUUGCUGAUACGGGGUUAGAUCAGCCGACGUCCUCCGCUGAUCUCCUCACUGAUGAAUCUCCCACAGGAGAGGAGUCCGAAAUCGGUAAGGAGAGAGCUCACCUCUGUGCAGAGUGUGGGAAGAGUUUUACCCAACACAGCGAUCUCCUGCGCCACCAGCGCGUUCACACAGGAGAGAAACCAUUUUGCUGCUCGCAGUGCGGGAAGGGAUUUAUUCAGCAGAGUGAUCUCCAGCUGCACCUGCGCACUCACACCGGAGAGAAACCGUACGACUGCUCGCACUGCGGGAAGAGCUUCACUCACCGGAACAGCCUCCAGCGCCACCAGCUCAUUCACUCGGGAGAGAAGCCGUACGACUGCCCGCUCUGCGGCAAGAGCUUCACUCAUAAGAACAGCCUCCAGCGACACCAGAGCGUCCACACCGGAGAGAAGCCGUACGACUGCUCAGUGUGCGGCAAGAGUUUUAUCGACAAAGGCCAUCUGAAGAAACACCAGCGUGUUCACACGGGAGAGAAGCCGUAUCAGUGCAUGUACUGCGGCAGGAGUUUCGCCCAGCAGAGUUACCUCCAACAGCACCACCGCACUCACACCGGAGAGAGGCCGUAUUACUGCUCGGAGUGCGGCAAGAGCUUCACUCAGCUGAGCAGCCUCCAGCUGCACCAUCGCAUUCACUCGGGGGAGAAGCCGUACGACUGCCCGGAGUGCGGGUGCGGGAAGAGUUUUAGUCAUCAGUGUCAUCUCCAAGACCACCAGCGCAUCCACACUGGAGAGAAGCCGUAUCGCUGUUCGCAGUGCGGGAAGGGUUUUGCUCAUCAGAGUAACUAUCAGCGUCACCUUCGUACUCACACGGGAGAGAAGCCGUACUGCUGCUUGGAGUGUGGGACGCGUUUUGUCCGUCAGUGUCACCUCCGAGAUCACCAGCGCAUUCACACCGGAGAGAAGCCGUAUCGCUGUUCGCAGUGUGGGCAGAGUUUUGCUCGACAGAACAAUCUUCAGCGUCACUAUCGCACUCACGUGGGAGAGAAGCCGUACAUCUGCUCAGAGUGCGGGAAGAGUUUUAUCCGCCAGUGUCACCUCCGGGACCACCUGCGCAUUCACACCGGAGAGAAACCGUAUCCCUGUUCGCAGUGUGGGAAGAGUUUCGCUCGACUGAGUAAGCUUCAGCGGCACUUUCGUAUUCACACGGGAGAGAAGCCGCAUUGCUGCUCGGAGUGCACAAAGAGUUUUAGUGACUUGGGUAGCUUAAAGAAGCACCAGCGCACUCACACAGGGGACAAACCAUGUGUCUGUUCAGAAUGUGGAAAGACUUUUACAGACCAAGGUACUCUGAGGACUCACCAACGCGUCCACACUGGAGAGAAGCCGUAUCGCUGUUCACAGUGUGGGAAGAGUUUUGCUCGACUGACUAAGCUUCAGCAUCACUGUCGCACUCACACGGGAGAGAAGCCGUACUGCUGCUUACAGUGCGAGAAGAGUUUUAGUGACUUGGGUAACUUUAAAAAACACCAGCGCACUCACACAGGGGAAAAACCAUGUGUCUGCUCGGAGUGCGGCAGCAGUUUUCCUGACAGUAGUACGCUCGCAGCGCACCAGCGCGUUCACACGGGAGAGAAGCCGUAUUUCUGUUCGCAGUGUGGGAAGAGCUUUGCUCGACUCAGAAACCUCCAGAUACACCACCGCAUUCACACGGGAGAGAAACCGUAUCCUUGUACGCAAUGUGGGAAGAGCUUUAUCGACAGAGGAAUUCUGAAGAACCACCAGCGCAUUCAUGCAGAAGAGAAGCCGUAUCGCUGUUCGCAGUGCGGGAAGAGUUUUGCUCAUCAGAGUAAUCAUCAGCGUCACCUUCGCACUCACACGGGAGAGAAGCCGUACUGCUGCUCGGAGUGCGGCAUGCGUUUUGUCCGUCAGUGUCAUCUCCGAGACCACCAGCGCAUUCACACCGGAGAGAAGCCGUAUUGCUGUUCGCAGUGUGGGAAGAGUUUUGCUCGACAGAAUAAUCUUCAGCGUCACCUUCAUAUUCACACCGGAGAGAAGCCGUACAUCUGUUUACAGUGUGGGAAGAAUUUUAUUGACUUGGAUAAGUUAAAGAAACACCAGCGCACUCACACAGGGGAAAAACCGUACGUCUGCUCGGGGUGUGGGAAGUGUUUUUGUAAAAGAAGCACUCUGACAGCACACCUGCGCAGUCACACAGGAGAGAUGCUAGUGUCCACAUGAGACUUGCAGGUUUAGUUGCCUCAUCAGGGUGCGAAAUACCCCCUGGUAUUCGGGGAGGGGUCCAAUGUUGUCUUGCUAAUCCAGUGUUAGCUGGCUGCACACUCACCCUAGUGGCGCCGAUGCUACAUUGGCAACAGAACGUUUGGUUUGACAGUUCUUCUUCUGUAAACGUUCUUUUCUAGUCUGGUAAUGUUCCACACAUUAACUGAGAUCUUAUACAUCUUGUGUUUUAGUUUUAGAAAUGCAUAAUAAUUUAUUAUUUUCACCAGUCUCCUGGGAAACUGGGUGAGGUUUCAUAUUUACAAAUAUGCUACAACAUAUUGCAAAGUUGUUUAGAGGUAUCUCAAGCAUAGUUACGGUUUCUAGGCUAUGAUGGACCAACUGCUUGCUACAGCACCACUCUGAGGCUGAUCAGUGCUGCAUCUGUAGUUAGUUAAGGAUACCAAAGACGGAAGCUUCCCGAGUGUGGUGAAGCAGUGAAACAAUAACAGCAUAAUGUUAGAAUAUGUUUAUUGUCAGGGACCCCCAUAAUUUUGAUUUUGAGACAUUCAGGGGGUCCAAAAGGACCUUGUAUUUUGCACCUUGGCCUCAUCACAUCACUCCACUGAGUUUGAAUGUCUACAUCAUUUCCACAUGAAUACAACAAAUUUUCUCUUUGUUUGCUUACUUUUGGAGAUAAGAAUAUUGAUGUAAAAUAUUUUAUCAAUGUGGAGGUGACAUUUCAAUUAAGUAAAAAGCAUUUCAUCAUUUUUUUUUUCAUUGGACAGUAUUUUUUUAAUGUAUGUAAAGAUACAGGAUAAUUAUGAACUAACUGGAUUACGUUCUCUAUUACAUGUUCUCUUCUCAUUUUGAAGCUCUCUGGGCCACCUCUUGGUCCCAGUUGUGCAUACCAACAUAAAUGUUACCCUUCAUCAGCACAGGCCAAUGUGAUAUUACCCCUCAUCAGCACAGGCCACUAUGGGUGUUAUUCCUCAUCAGCACAGGCCAACAUGAACGUUAUCCUUUCAUCAGCACAGGUCAACACAAACAUUAUCCCUCAUCAGCACAGGCCAACAUAAACGUUAGUCCCCAUUAGCACAGGCCAAUAUGGACCUUAUCUUUCAUUAGUACAGGCCAAUUUGGAUUUUAUCCCUCAUCAGCACAGGCCAAUAUGAACGUUAGUCCCCAUUAGCACAGGCCAAUAUGGACCUUAUCUUUCAUUAGUACAGGCCAAUAUGGACGUUAUCCCUCAUCAGCACAGGCCAAUAUGAACGUUAGUCCCCAUUAGCACAGGCCAAUAUGGACCUUAUCUUUCAUUAGUACAGGCCAAUAUGGACGUUAUCCCUCAUCAGCACAGGCCAAUAUGAACGUUAGUCCCCAUUAGCACAGGCCAGUAUGAACGUUAGUCCCCAUUAGCACAGGCCAAUAUGGACCUUAUCUUUCAUUAGUACAGGCCAAUGUGGAUGUUAUCCCUCAUCAGCACAGGCCAAUAUGAACAUUGGCUGAUAUAGGCAUUAUCCUUCAUUAGCACAGGCCAACAUGAAUGUUACCCUAAUCAGCACAGACCAAUAUGAACGUUAACCCCCAUCAACACAGGCCAACAUGAACGUUACCCCUCAUCAGCGCAGGCCAAUAUGAACGUUACCCCUCAUCAGCGCAGGCCAAUAUGAACGUUACCCCUCAUCAGCACAGGCCAAUAUGAACGUUACCCCUCAUCAGCGCAGGCCAACAUGAACGUUAACCUCCAUCAUUGCAGGCCAACAUGAACGUUACCCCUCAUCAGUGCAGGCCAACAUGAACGCUACCCCUCAUCAGCGCAGGCCAACAUGAACGCUACCCCUCAUCAGCGCAGGCCAACAUGAACGCUACCCCUCAUCAGCGCAGGCCAACAUGAACGUUACCCCUCACCAGCGCAGGCCAACAUCAACGUUACCCCUCAUCAGCACAGGCCAACAUGAACGCUACCCCUCAUCAGCACAGGCCAACAUGAACGCUACCCCUCAUCAGCACAGGCCAACAUGAACGCUACCCCUCAUCAGCACAGGCCAACAUGAACGCUACCCCUCAUCAGCACAGGCCAACAUGAACGUUACCCCUCAUCAGCACAGGCCAACAUGAACGCUACCCCUCAUCAGCGCAGGCCAAGAUGAGCGUUACCCCUCAUCAGCGCGGGCCAAGAUGAGCGUUACCCCUCAUCAGCGCGGGCCAACAUGAACGUUACCCCUCAUCAGCACAGGCCAACAUGAACGUUACCCCUCAUCAGCACAGGCCAACAUGAGCGUUACCCCUCAUCAGCACAGGCCAACAUGAACGCUACCCCUCAUCAGCACAGGCCAACAUUAAUAUUAUCCCUCAUCAGCGCAGGCCAACAUUAAUAUUAUCCCUCAUCAGCACAGGCCAACAUGAACGUUACCCCUGAUCAGCACAGGCCAACAUUUAUAUCAUCCCUCAUAUAUAAAUCAAUGUACUGACUUACUGAAUAAUGCAAUGUUGUGUAUGAAGUUUGGUGGUACUAUACUGUUUAUCUGUAAUUAUAAGUCAGUGAUAUUUUA
Messenger RNA from Colossoma macropomum (tambaqui), 4972 nucleotides. Its product is annotated as gastrula zinc finger protein XlCGF57.1-like. The transcript has 3 exons. NCBI's taxonomy places the organism in Eukaryota, Metazoa, Chordata, Actinopteri, Characiformes, Serrasalmidae. Bases 135 to 2441 code for a protein of 768 amino acids. The record is from RefSeq and is a predicted model, not a curated record. Gene Ontology annotation, molecular function: RNA polymerase II cis-regulatory region sequence-specific DNA binding; DNA-binding transcription activator activity, RNA polymerase II-specific. Gene Ontology annotation, cellular component: nucleus. Gene Ontology annotation, biological process: regulation of transcription by RNA polymerase II.